AUGCCGAUAAGCAGCACCAACAGUAUCAGAAGCAAUGGAAUGUUAUCAGGAAAAAUGCAGCAGUUCCAAAUGCUGCCAGUAUAUCGAACAAAACGAUUUUGGACUGAAGCACGACCACUUAAGCAAGAUUAUCCGGAUUUUGACGAUGAUCGAGAAGGCGAAGAAUAUUAUCGUAACCAAUAUAGAACGAUAAUUAUCCCAAAUAUUUAUAAUUUUACUGUGAAAUUUACAUUUACGACUCGUCCUACCACAAUAAGAGUAGCCAGUAGAACUGAGAAAAUAAUGAUACCAAUAAUUGGCGCAAAUAAUACAAUGCAAUCAACAGUCCAAAAACCUCAAAAUGUUACUAAGAAACCGAAAGGCAGUGAAGUAAAUGCUUAA
This is a messenger RNA of Loa loa (African eye worm), 381 nucleotides long. RefSeq lists its product as hypothetical. The transcript has a single exon. NCBI's taxonomy places the organism in Eukaryota, Metazoa, Nematoda, Chromadorea, Rhabditida, Onchocercidae. The record is from RefSeq and is a predicted model, not a curated record. The coding region runs from base 1 to 381 and encodes 126 amino acids.